This is a messenger RNA of Carlito syrichta (Philippine tarsier), 486 nucleotides long. Its product is annotated as S-phase kinase-associated protein 1-like. The record is from RefSeq and is a predicted model, not a curated record. Gene Ontology annotation, biological process: SCF-dependent proteasomal ubiquitin-dependent protein catabolic process. Gene Ontology annotation, molecular function: cullin family protein binding. Gene Ontology annotation, cellular component: cytoplasm; nucleus. The transcript is spliced from 2 exons. The coding region runs from base 43 to 486 and encodes 147 amino acids. Lineage: Eukaryota; Metazoa; Chordata; Mammalia; Primates; Tarsiidae.
UCUUGUCAGCCUCUGCAGGCCAUCUCCCUAAGACCCAGCACCAUGCCUUCAAUUAAGUUGCAGAUUUCUGAUGGAGAGAUAUUUGAAGUUGAUGUGGAGAUUGCCAAACAAUCUGUGACUAUCAUGAUCAUGUUGGAAGAUUUAGGAAUGGAUGAUGAAGGAGACGAUGACCCAGUUCCUCUUCCAAAUGUCAGUGCAGCGAUUUUAAAAAAGGUUGCUGAGUGGUACACUCACCACAAAGAUGACCCUCCUCCUCCUGAGGAUGAUGAGAGCAAAGAAAAGCAAACAGAUGAUAUCCCUGUUUGGGACCAAGAAUUCCUGAAAGUUGAUCAAGGAACACCUUUUGAACUUAUUCUGGCUGCAAACUACUUAGACAUCAAAGAUUUGCUUAAUGUUACAUGCAAGACUGUUGUCAAUAUGAUCAAGGGAAAGACUCCUGAGGAAAUUCACAAGACUUUUAAUAUCAAAAUCAACUUUACUGAAUAA